Dreissena polymorpha is the source of this 3981-nucleotide messenger RNA. RefSeq lists its product as uncharacterized. The transcript has 7 exons. NCBI's taxonomy places the organism in Eukaryota, Metazoa, Mollusca, Bivalvia, Myida, Dreissenidae. The coding region runs from base 1342 to 2136 and encodes 264 amino acids. The record is from RefSeq and is a predicted model, not a curated record.
UCAAAUAACGUGCGAGGGGUACCGAAUGGAGAAACAAGAAAAAACAUCGUUGGAAUAAUCUCCCCUUUUGAUUGCACACGAGCUUUCAAACGGUUUGGAUCCGGUGCCCAAGACAGGAGAAAAGUGAACCGUAUUGCUGGGGACUCCAAUGCUCAUCGGAUUAAGGAUAUUCUUCCUGCCGAUAUAGCUGUCAAAUGCCUGCCAAUCUCUGAUGAGUAUAUGUAAUGACAAUGGUAUAGAACAGUAAUUACAGUUUCAGGUUUGUUUCUAUUAAUGGUAUCACAUGUACACAUUUUUCUAAACGUUAAAACAAAAUGAUUAAUGAAAUAAACAAAAGGUUACCGUUUAAACGGUAUCCAUAUGUCAGUUAUAAAAGCGUCAUUGACAUCGCAUUUCCAAACUGAAAGUAAUGAUUAUUUCCAGAAGUUAUAUUCAGAUCAUUACCCAUUUGGGCAAUGACGUCAUAUUAAAACCAACUGUUCUUGCCGUUGUUGAGUCAUUGGGUACACAUUUUCUACUUACAUGCCGUAGUAUUUUAUAACAAAGACAAAUAAAUAUUGAUCCCACAUUUCUUCAAUAAGACUACACCUGUGUAAAUUUUUUAUUGUUUUCUACCUAACAAGAUGUACAUAAAAACGAGUAUCUGUUUAUUAAAUUAAAAAUGAAUGCGGAUGAAUAAAUGUCGGAAAAAAUGUCCUCAUGCACGUUGUGCUGACGCGCGUCAAAUGUUCAAGACAAUUCGGGGAAUGAUCAUGCAACAAAUAGCUGGAAAAUUUUCCCGAGCACUUUGUGCCGACGUGUGUCAAAUAUUCAAGACGUCUAGGUCGUACAUGGUGUUUUGUUAUGUUUACGCUGUUGUGAAUAAGGGCCAUCUGGCACACUUGAUACAAAUGUAUACCAGUCUUUUUUUAACAGCUUUUAAUAAGUUUUGCAACAUUGUAACGUAAUGAACUAAAAUGGAUUAUGUUGAUAUCAACAGUCGUUUAAAUGUUUACUGUUUUUGUAAACAUUUUUGAGAAAACACGAAAUGCCACCAUUUAAACUUGAUACUCAUAGUUUCUAUAAAUGAUGUAAUUAUUUCAUUUCUUUAUACUUAAACAGUUCAAAUGUCAAGUCCUAAGCUUCGUAUGAUUACAGUAUUUGUCAUCAAUAUAAAGUUAAACUUAUUAUGCUGAUGUCAUCAUGUGCAAUGAUUGGCAUCAUUGCGUUUUCUAACUAAUUUGCAUGGUUAUAUAUUUUAUUUAAGCGUGUGGAAUAUUUUACAGAUUGUAGGGAAUUGUAAUUGCAAACUUUUCAUUUUAAUCUUGAGGCAAAGCAUGAAUUUUCCUUGUGUAUUCAUUCAUGUAUAUUUGUGAUUUAUUUACACAGACAUUCGCCAACUCUGUUUUCAAAGGUGCCAAAUUUUCUUGUGAUCGUUUUCGCCAUGCAUUGUUGAGAGACUUGCGGAAGAUGGAUGUUCAACAGCUGUAUCUUCAUCUAGGCUCAAAUGACAUUCUUACAAAUGAAGCGGUGUUUUACCGAGAUGUAGCUGACUUGUGCGAUUUGGUGCAUCAGGAGGCGCACAAUCGGUGUCCAGAAUGCAGGGUUGUUUGCUCCAACGAAGACGCUUUGCUGAGCCACUUCUGCAGUCGCCACAUCAAGCAACCAGAGACUGGAAAAGAGAGUAAAAUUAAGCUGAUAGGCUCACCAAUGAUUGCAUCUGCUAAUCAUGAACUCAACGAAGUCAGCUCAAGGAAGUGGAAGGCAUGCUUGGAAAAUAGAAGUUUCCAUUAUGAAGGAACAUACAAACAUUUCCCACCCACCAUGUGGAUCAAGAUGUUUGGGCUGAUGAUUCUGGGUCGUAUGUGUGGACAAGGUGGUCUUCAUUACAUCAUGAUGCAGCUGUGUAUUCAACAACAUGUUAACCUGUCCCAGCGGAUGUUGAUGCUCUUAAAUCUCUUAAAUGAUGUUGAGAAAAAUCCAGGACCGGAGUAUUCGUGCAAAUGGAUAUCCUGCAAGGAAGACUUCCACUCCAUAGGACAGCAAGAUGCACAUAUCAUCUCUCAUGUGGUUCAAGAGAAAUGCUGUAGAUGGGGAGACUGUUCCAAAGUCCUGAGCUUUAAUAGUCUUGAAAACCAUGAACUUAAACAUCUCUAGGAUGUGAGUUUAGCACUGUGUAUGAACUGGUGUUGCUUCAUUUUCUGCAUAUCUUUAUCUCAGUCUUCUCUAGUUUUGAUGGUCAAAUACAUAUUGUCUGCCAGUUUUUUCCCCCAAUACUGCCGUUCAUCGUUUGCUUGCAUCAAGAGUUUUAAAAGAAAUUAAAACUCAUUUGUUUAGUUAGAAUCUUAUGAAAGACUUAAAUGGCCAUGUUUAAUACAAUUGUAUAACAACAUAUAUGAGCUAAAAAAAAUAGUUGGAAUAAUUAAUGUUUAUAUGAACAUAACAAAUUUGCUUAAAAUCAUAGGUCUUGUUUUUGUCUGCCACUAUAAGAACCAGAACAUAUUUCGGACAUUCGAGGAUUGACUUGCUGUGUUAGAGGAUCAUCAGGUGAUGGAAGAAACCAGGCUUUUUUCGACUCAAUGUUGAUGAAACCUGAUCGACAUGCUCAUCUUGGUUGAGUAAGCCUGGGUUGAGUGUUUCCAAAAAGUAGGUAACCUGGUGAAAUCUUAGGAAAACAUUGUAACCAGAUCCAGGUUUAUUUGACUGACAGACCGAUGGACAGUGGGUCAACCGUAAAUCCCUUCAUGUGAAAACGGUAGGGACAAAAUAAAUAUCACAUUGCUCUUCUGAGUUCAUUUGAAAACCAAGUUUUAUCACAAAAUUAAAAUGGUCAAUGUAUUAUUUUGUGUAUUUAAAAAUUAUGUGAAUAUUAAGUUUCAUGAAAUCUUACUGAGUUUUCUCAAUUUUAGCUACUAUUCGGACAUGGACUGACGGAGAAAUGGGCAACAAUGUCGCAAUUUGUAUACCAAGUUUUAUAAGAAUUGUUUCAUAAAAGUAACCAAUGUGUCUGUUCUAUGUCAAGGUAACUACUAGGAUGAAAUACACAAAAAGAUUUUGGUUCACAAUAGGGUAGGCUCCGCGUGCCGUGAACCGGGCAACAGCUUUUGUCAUUUAACAUUUGUGUUAUAAUGGCAUAAGCUGGCAGAUACCCUUUAACUUUAACGAUGUUUUCCGAUAAUUUCUCGGAAAAUACAAUCUAGCAAUUUUUAUUUAAUUUAGAUUACUAAAAAUUAAUAUUAUAUUUAUGCCCCCCUUGGAAGAAGAGGGGUAUAUUGUUUUGCACAUGUCAGUUGGUUGGUCCACCAGAUGGUUUCCUGAUGAUAACUCAAGAACGCUUUGGCCUAGGAUCAUGAAACUUCAUAGGUUUAUUGAUCUCGAAAUAGUAAAAUGGUUUCCGGAUGAUAACUCAAGAACGCUUAUGCCUAGGAUCAUGAAACUUCAUAGGUACAUUGAUGAUGACUCGGAGAUGACAUCUAUUGAUUUUCAGGUCACUAAGUCAAAGGUCAAGGUCACAGUGACUCGAAAUAGAAAAAUGGUUUCCGGAUGAUAACUCAUAAAUGCUUACGCCUAGGAUCAUAAAAUAAAAAAAUCAUUGGUACAUUGAUAAUGACUGGCAGAUGACCCCCUUCAUAGGUACAUUGAUAAUGACUGGCAGAAGACCCUUAUUGAUUUUCAGGUCACUAGGUCAAAGAUUAAGGUCAUAGUGACUCAAAACAGUUUAAUGGUUUCCUGUUGAUAGCUCAAGAAUACUUAGGUCUAUGAUCAUGAAACUUCUCAAGUACAUUGAUCAUGACUGGCAGAUGACCCCUAUUGAUUUUCAGGUCACUAGGUCAAAAGUCAAGUUCACAGUGACAAAAACGUAUUCACAAUGGCUGCCACUACAACUGACAGCCCAUAGGGGGGGCAUGCAUGUUUUACAAACAGCCCUUGUUCUGUGUUAAAAUUAUGUACACGUCUGCGUUAAAUAAAUAUGUUCACAUUUGAAAUAAAGCUAAAAAUGUG